Tarenaya hassleriana is the source of this 912-nucleotide messenger RNA. Its product is annotated as U1 small nuclear ribonucleoprotein A. NCBI's taxonomy places the organism in Eukaryota, Viridiplantae, Streptophyta, Magnoliopsida, Brassicales, Cleomaceae. Gene Ontology annotation, biological process: mRNA splicing, via spliceosome. Gene Ontology annotation, molecular function: U1 snRNA binding. The transcript is spliced from 5 exons. The coding region runs from base 69 to 812 and encodes 247 amino acids. Gene Ontology annotation, cellular component: U1 snRNP. The record is from RefSeq and is a predicted model, not a curated record.
CUGAGUGGGAACUCACCAUUCUCGGUUUCCCGACUAGGGCGUAUCGGCUGUGAUCUUCGCCGGGGAAGAUGGAGAUGCCGGAGGCUAAUAAAGGCACAGAGAUUCCAUCGAAUCAGACGAUCUACAUCAACAAUCUCAACGAGAAAGUGAAGCUCGAUGAGCUGAAGAAAUCGCUGAAUGCGGUGUUCUCGCAGUUCGGUAAGAUACUGGAGGUGUUGGCGUUUAAGACGCUGAAGCACAAAGGACAGGCAUGGGUUGUGUUCGAUAACGUUGAAUCUGCUUCAAAUGCCAUUGCCAAAAUGAAUGGAUUUCCCUUCUACGACAAGCCCAUGAGAUUACAAUUUGCCAAAACGAAAUCGGAUAUCAUUGCCAAAGCCGACGGUUCUUUCGUCCCUCGGGAGAAGAGAAAGAGACACGAGGAGAAAGGAGGGAAGAAACGGAAAGAUCAGAACCUUGAUUCUUCUCAGAUGACCGCUGCUUCAAUUCCGGCAUAUCUCGGCAUGUAUGGAGCUGCACCUCCGCUAUCACAAGUGCCUUACGCUGGUGGUGCAAGACCAGCUGUCCCUGAGGCUCCGGCUCCUCCGAAUAACAUCCUGUUUGUUCAGAACCUUCCUCACGAGACAACCCCGAUGAUGCUGCAAAUGUUGUUUUGCCAAUAUGCGGGUUUUAAGGAGGUUAGGAUGAUCGAAGCAAAGCCCGGGAUUGCCUUUGUGGAAUUUGGAGACGAGAUGCAGUCGACGGUGGCAAUGCAGGGACUUCAGGGUUUCAAGAUUCAGCAGAACCAAAUGCUCAUCACUUAUGCCAAGAAAUAAGACAUUUGACUAUUUCAGAUCUGUUGAUGAGCUCUUUCCAUCUCUGUCAAUACCUGCAUUUUAUCAGUUCAAUUGAUACUGUUGUUUCUUGAAAGUUUAA